This is a messenger RNA of Apus apus (common swift), 7214 nucleotides long. RefSeq names its product nuclear receptor subfamily 6 group A member 1 (gene NR6A1). NCBI's taxonomy places the organism in Eukaryota, Metazoa, Chordata, Aves, Apodiformes, Apodidae. The record is from RefSeq and is a predicted model, not a curated record. The coding region runs from base 94 to 1512 and encodes 472 amino acids. Gene Ontology annotation, biological process: regulation of DNA-templated transcription. The transcript has 10 exons. Gene Ontology annotation, molecular function: zinc ion binding; sequence-specific DNA binding; DNA-binding transcription factor activity.
UGUCAGCAGCGCCCGGAGCGGCGAUGGGGCAGCGCGGCCGCCGGGGCCCCUGAGACCCGCCGCGCCCCGGCCCGGCGCGGCCCCGGCGCCGCCAUGGAGCUGGAGCCGCCCGCAGAGCUCCCGGAGCCCCGCGCCCCCGCCAAGGGGCCGCCCCGCAACGCUGCAGAUGUGGAGCAGAUGAGUUCCUCUUCUCCUGUCCUUCCUAUGAACUCCAUGGGCAAUGAGCGGGUGGAUCAGAGAACCUGCCUGAUCUGCGGGGACAGAGCCACGGGGCUGCAUUAUGGGAUCAUCUCCUGCGAGGGCUGCAAGGGCUUCUUCAAGCGCAGCAUCUGCAACAAGCGGGUCUACAGAUGCAGUCGUGACAAGAACUGUGUCAUGUCGCGCAAGCAGCGCAACAGGUGCCAGUACUGCCGGCUGCUCAAAUGCCUCCAGAUGGGCAUGAACAGGAAAGCAAUCAGAGAGGAUGGCAUGCCAGGAGGCAGAAACAAAAGCAUUGGACCUGUCCAGAUAUCUGAGGAAGAGAUCGAGAGAAUUAUGUCUGGGCAAGAAUUUGAGGGAGAGGCAAACAUGUCAUGGAGCAACAACGGUGACAGUGACCAUAGUUCCCCUGGAAAUGGAGUUUCUGAGAGCAACCAGCCUUCACCCGUUUCUACUCCAUCUUCAAGUAGGUCUGUGGAGCUGAACGGGUUCGCUGCACUCAGGGAUCAGUACAUCGGGACGCCGGUGUCCACGCACUACCAGUACCUGCCGCACCUUUUUAGCUACUCUGCUCACUCGGCUCUGAUGCCCCCCCAGACACGCAGCCUGGACCCCCAGUCACACAGUCUCAUCAACCAGCUGGUGUCGGCGGAGGACCUGGAGCCGCUGGGCACCCCGAUGCUCAUCGAGGACGGGUAUAAGGUGACGCAGGCAGAGCUGUUUGCCUUGUUGUGUCGUCUGGCGGAUGAAUUGCUUUUCAGGCAGAUUGCUUGGAUCAAGAAGCUGCCGUUCUUCUGUGAGCUCUCCAUCAAGGACUAUACCUGCCUGCUCAGCUCUACGUGGCAGGAGCUGAUCCUGCUCUCCUCGCUGACUGUUUACAGCAAGCAGAUCUUUGGUGACCUUGCAGAUGUCACCUCCAAGUACUCUCCCUCUGAUGACGAGCUGCACAGAUUCAGUGAAGAGGGCAUGGAGGUGAUGGAGCGGCUGAUCUACCUCUUUCGCAAAUUUAACCAGCUGAAGGUCAGCAACGAGGAGUACGCGUGCAUGAAAGCCAUUAACUUCCUCAAUCAGGACAUCAGGGGUCUGAGCAAUGCGUCCCAGCUGGAGCAGCUCAACAAGCGGUACUGGUACGUCUGCCAGGACUUCACUGAGUACAAGUACCCACACCAGCCCAACCGCUUCCCAGAUCUAAUGAUGUGUUUGCCAGAGAUACGAUACAUUGCAGGAAAAAUGGUGAAUGUCCCCCUGGAGCAGCUGCCUCUCCUCUUUAAGGCUGUUCUACAUUCCUGCAAGACAAGUGUGAGCAAAGAGUGAGCCCAGCUCGCCCCGGCCGGUGCCUUUCGCUGCGCCUCCGGCAGGGAGCCGGCUCACCCAGAGAGGGGCAAACGCCAUCCAGGCAGGGAUGGGGCAGUGGCUGUCCCUGCCAGUGUAGCAAGAAUCUUUUUUGUUUGUUUUUGUUUUUUUACUCUUUUUUCCUAUCUAUUUAUUUCACGACAGAGUUGAAUGUAUGAUCUUCAACACGAUGCACAUGGUUCUGUAUGAAUGCAGCAGAUGCGUUCUCCAGCGGUUUACAGAAUGUGAAGAUGUUUAAUGUUACAGUGUUUGUUAGGGUUAGUUCUUUUGUAUUUUGGGGGCUGGGGACCGAGAUGACUAAGACUACCUCAAGGAGAAGAUGCUGUUCAUGCACUGCUCUUCCUGUGAUCUGUAUCCAAAAGCUUUUGUCGUAGCGAGCACACGGCCCCACCGCGCCGCCGGAGCUGUCGGUGUCCCCAGCGGACGGGUUUGGAGAAGCGGGUGUUAGAGAAGUGCCAAGCUUUUUUUUUUUUCUUUCUUUAAAUAUAAGAAUGAUUUUUAAAAGGCAGGGAGUGGAGGAGAAGGAAGAGUCUGUCUAGCCAGUUGGUUUAUUUCCUCCUGGUGGUUUCCAGGUGCAGUGGUGGCUCCUGUGCUUCCCCCAUCCCAGCGGGACGGCAGCGCUGAGAGGUGCGAGGGCGGCAGGAGGGGGCUCUGCCCUGGCCCCUGCUGCCUCCCUGUUGCUGCAGGCUUUCCGUGCCACUGAGUGGGGUUGCUGCAGUUGUAGCAGCCUGCUGGUGUGACACAAAGGUACUCUUGUUGCUAGAGAACUGCAAGUAAUUUCUCAUUGCUUCCUUAACAUCCAUUUUAGGUUCACAAAAGCAGGAAAAACCUACUUAGGGAAGAGGCAGAGUUGCCCUUUUUAGUGUAUUUCUCCAAGGUGGUGACCACUGAGGAGCUUCUGCAUUGCACCAAUCCCAGGCAGCCUGUUUCUGGGACCAGUUAACAUACCCUGUGGUUAAAUGUGACCUGUGUAAUGGGGACAGGAGACUCCAGUGUCCCCUGGCAUGGCUUUCUUUGCUGGACUUGGGGAAUGCACAAUCCAUAGUUGUAUUCUGCCAGGACUGUUCUGCUACUUGUGGGAUCCCUUCUUAACAGGAAAAAAUGGUGUUAGUGCAGUACUUGGUGAACUGUUCUGUCCUAGGUGUUGCAGGGCUUGGAUUUUCCAUCUUGCGCCUCCACACUUCUGCGGAGAGAACUGGUUUAAUGACAACUAACUGGUUAGCUGUUUGGGGAGUUGCUAAGUGCUGGUGUUCAUCUGAAAAUGAGUAUUCUCAUGAGUAGCCUCCUGGCUUCCUGCUGCUGGUAGUGGGGAGGUUGGAUGAGAUGCUCUUGUUCUCAUUCCUUCAUUAAGAAUUAACAUUGGAGGACUCAGUGACUCUCCUAGGCAGCCUUGUUGCCCUGGCUGGGUUUCCUUCCCUGUGUCCUUAGAUAUGAAUCUGAUGAUAAUGUAGCAAGAAGGUUCAUCAACAAAUGUUUGAAUGCUGUUUAAAAAAUAUUUUGUAUAACAGCUUCUGUUCCUUCGGGGUAGGAAGGGCCAGUUGGUACCUUUUUGUCUUCUCCUGGUGACAGCUGUGUGGCACAAAGUGGGGCCUACUCAGAGGUGCUGGAACUGCUGCCAGAUGAACGUGGUGAUGAACAGGAGAGAAAUCUUGCUCACCAAAAUUGUCUUUCCUUCCUCUUCUCCCAGCGAGUGCUCCCUGAGCUGCAUCCCAAGGGACUCAGUGGCCUUGGCACCCUCUGGGUCCAGCCUUGGUGGUGCCGUGUCCCGGGCAGGGCUCUCCCAGGAGAGGCCCUGUGGGCUGAUCAUGGGCAGUCUCGCUGGGGCAUCGUCCAGCAGGAUGGUUUCCCUUUUCCAAAAGCUGCUCAUUGUCAUUAUUUAAGUAGGAUGUUACGGGUAACAGCUGCUGGGCUCAGCAGCAGUUCAGCUUGAGCGACCUUCACAAUCCAAGGGGCGUUCCGUAAAUCUCAUUUACUUCCUGACUGUAAAAUGAGACAAGCGUGGAUUUCUCAGGAAGCCUUCUGCAUACAGCCUAUACCUCAAGUGUACAAGGGAAGAGUUUAGUGUAUCUGUUUGUGAGUUAGAAAGUGUUUCUCAGCUUUUAAGUUUAAUUUCCAAAUAGCUUGAUGUGAUCUCUUUAUUACGGGUUAUCUUCUGGCUUGCUGUUUAUACACUCAAGGAAUUGUUACAAUUGCAUAGGAGUAUUCUGCAGUUACUGAAUUACUAUGAUCUGUUGAGGAAUAAGAGUUUGUUUUAACUAGUGUACUUCAAAAUGGUCAUCUCCUUGCCAAAUACCCAACACAAAUAUUCUGCUAAAUAUUCUGUGUUUAUCCAAAAUUUACUCCCAAGACUAAUGCUGUAUCAACAGCAGCAAAAAGCCUGAAUUCAUUUAUGAUGAUGAAUAGACCAUAAUGUUCUAUUUUCUGUUGUAUAAAGCAAAUUUUGCAGAGGUUGAUUGGCAGCAGUAUCCGUUACCAAAUAACCCAUUUGUUGUGGGGAGCAGAAGAGCCUUGCUAAACUGACGAGUAAGGGAGAAGCUCAAACGCUGACCCCAGACCCAGCUCCCCAGCAGUCACACUUAAUAUCUUCUGCACCAAGUCCUCUAAUGACUUGUAUUUUUUAAACAGGGUAAAGUGAAUGUGUUGCAUUGCAAACUCAGGUAUUAUGAGAAGGUAGGAAUGUAGCUAGAGAUGUAGAGACAUUAGGUCAGUCAGUAGAUGUAUUUGUGAAUUUGGUUUGAAGGACACCCUGGAAAGGUGGAAUUUUUGUUCCAUUCUUCACCUAACAUUCGGUUUACAGGGACUCAUAUUUUAUUUGUGCUUAAUGCUAGUAGGGGGAAGUUCAUUAUCUUUGGUAUCUAUCUGCUCUUGCUUAUCUGACCUUCUGUCAUAGAGGAAUCAAUCAACAAUAAUAGUCUUUGGUAGAAUUUUCUGCCAUGACAAGUCAAUUUUUAUCCCCGAUUUGAAAGAUGAAUUGGCUGACUGACCCCCUCCUCUCCUUCAUAGUAUUUGUGCAGAUGGAAAGCUGAAGAGCUACUUUUAAUCUGAACAGAGACUUGGGACAUAAAUUUGAAGUGCUGAGUCUCCUGCCUGCAGAGGAGCUCUGCUGUGGUGUCCUCAGGGCUGUGUCCCUGGCAGCUUGUGGCCCAGUGCUGGAGCAGAGCUGCUGCUGUCACAGAUGGAGCUCAGUCCCCACCACAUGGUGAGUCCCCAGGACCUGAACAAAAGCCUUCGGAAAGCCCCUGGGUUUUCUUCCUCUGCCUUUGGGUCAGGCUUCUGUCUGUGAGCUGAGCCUGGACUCUACUGUGCAUGUCGGUGGCAGGUCCUUGUCCUCAGUGUGCCCAGCCCCUCUGGAGGGCUGGGAUGGGGGAUGGGCAGGAUGCUCAGGGCUGCCUGGUACCUCAAAACUGGUGGGCUCUGGGCAAAACCAGUGGAGCAGGAGGUGACUCCAGCGUCCUGCAGACACAUGAGCUCCUGUCUAAUUGUUAAUAACAUCUUGCCGGUUGCCCAGGCAAAGGCUGGAGCUCAUGUGGUGCCUCUUGUUGCCAGUUCCUCCCUCUCCCUGCAGGGCAGGAUUCACCUGCACUUUGCCCUUUAGGCUCCUGCACAGAACUGCAGCCACCUCAGGUUAAGGGGUUUAAGUGUUGUCCUUCAAACCAACCUUUUUUUAAAAAAAACUUGAAUUUCUUUUUUCUUUACUGCAUUUUUAAUAACAAACAAAAAAAAGAUUCUCCUGUGAACGUGCUAUUUACUGUUCAUUUUUUCUUCUUGGUUUUGAUCUGAAGCUGUGAAGCUUGGUGUCUGUGAAAAUGUUAUUUCUGUAUUUCUCAGGAUAAUAAGCGGCAAUCAUCCCUGCCACAGAAAGGGCAGGAGAAAGGGGGAAACUUGGGGAACUAGUUUUAAGUAUGAAGCUAAUUUUUAAGUUGUAGAUGAUGUAUAAAUCGAGGGUAAUACAUAGGAUGUCAGUAUCAAGCUGUGGUGUUUCUCUGGGUUCACCGUGUGUUGUUUCCAACACACAGAAGCUCAGGGAUAAGUAUUUAAAAUGUGACGCAGAGAAACCCUAGUUUUGAUGUUGCAAAAAGCUGCUUCUUUCAUGGCUUGUUUGGAGGACCCAUUGAAAGCUGAGUGAAGCCCCAUAUGGAGAUUAUAGGGCAAAAAACUUUUGGUUUGGCUCUUGGGAAGUUUGCCUGCUAAAAGAUUUGAGGUGGUCUGAUGGGAAGAGCAUCUCAAAGGGGUGUCCAAAGGGCUCAUCCCGCCCGGCGCAGCCACGGGCAGUGCUGGCACCGAGCAAGAGUCAGCACCAGUGUGCAGGGCUGACACCCACCUUCCCAGCAGUCUCACUGGCCGGGAGCUGCAGAUCUGAGUUUAAACCCGCCCUGCAAAAGACUGGGGAGGCCAAUCCAGGCAAUAUCUUCCCCUUGGGGAAAAAAAAAAGUUGAAAAGAGCUCCUGUGCAGCUGACCUCUAACAAGUCUAUGAAGGAAGCAACGUGGUUCAGUGGAAGAAAUGCCCCCAAAGGCAAAAAGAAACAGAAAUUGAAACCAGAUGACGAUCAACCUUAACAAAGCCUUUUGUGAUUCAUUGUUUUCUUUCAAUUUAUAAAAUGUCUUGUAAUAGUUGAUAACAUUAUUGACUCGAUUUCCAUAACAAAACUACCUCGUGUGACAUCCUGUUUAUCAUCUCAAAGGGAUUGUGUGAAAAACAAAAUCCUGCCCAUGUUCAUGGCCAGCGGAGAACGGGCGGUGGCGGCUGGAGGUUUGUGUCCCUCCCCCUGGGUUGUGCCUGGGCUCCUGUUUCUGCCGCAGCGUUUCAACCCGCGGGCGACGGCUUUGACUUCGCAUCCCGCCGGGACUUGCGGGAAGGUGCUGGGCUGUUCCCGUGCUCCCACCUGGCACUGCUGUGCCGUGGUGGUGACAGUCACUGCUGUGUCCUGCUGCUGUGGCCGUGUGUCCCCGCGCAGUGGGGAGGCCUGUGGUGCUGCUGGGGGCUGAGCUCCAGCAUCCCCCCGGCAGAGCGCAGCCCCUGCCCGCAGCUGCGGGGCAGGAUGUGGCUCUUGCCAAUUUGGUGCUGCUUGGUGCCCAGCAAACCACGGGCCAGUUCCAGCUCUGUCCUGGUGCAGAGGUGAUGCAGAGGCUGUGUUUGUAGCCUGGGAGCUGGCAGAGCCCUCGUGUGAGCAUGCAGGGCAGCUCCAGGAGGGAGCAGGUCCACUGCCCUGCCGUGUGCUUCUGUCGGCCCUGUGCUGGUUUGCAGGAUAUUUCCAAGAUGGAUUGAUCCUGGUCUUUUGGGUCCUUCGCUGAUGUUCCAGGUGAUGGUUUCUCCCAGCAGAACACUUCAUUUUUCCCACGAUCCCUUGUAUAAAUCAGGGAAGCAGGAUGUUGCCUCGGCAUGACACACAGUGAGCGUUGGCUGGGGCAGGAGAAGUGUCUGAGGAGCGGGCACCGUGCUGCGCGCGGAGCUGCCACCAAGGGGAUGUUUCUGCCCGUGUGUCUCGGGCACAGCUGGUCCCCCUGGUGUGGAGGAACCAGCACGGGUCCGUGUCAGCCCGACCUGCCUUCUCUGCUGCUCUGCUCUGUGACUUGACUACCUGUGGAAAUGUGACCAAUAAGUGUUGAACGCAUGUUUAGCGAGUGUUAGCUGUAUGAACUAAUAAAUGUGAAUUGUUCUGCA